AGCUUUGUUUCGACUGUCAUUUUUCCUAGGGAAAUCAGCUCUCGAUUGUCACACUGUACACAAGAGGGAACUUGAUUGGGACUGUUGAACCUAAAUAACGUCUUAUGUGCCGAUUUAUGCAGUCGUCAAAGAAUAAGCUGAAUUGUCUUGGCAUACAGACCCGUGCUUAGUUCAUAUUUUGAAACUGAUCAAGAUGAAAUUCAAAAAGUAUACAGGAAUUACAUGGUCCGACGUAGAGCUUGCAGGUCUUAUCGAAGACGAAGAUUCUUAUGUUUCUCUUGACAGAUGUAAAAAGCAUUUUGCUUUACAUCCGUCUCAAUUAACAAACAUAAAGCACGCUUUGAAUGAAAUUUUAUGUUCAAUGUUGAAUCUUUAUGAUAGAGACUUAAAAGGUUUCCCAAUAGCUUACAAGAAUCCCAAAUUAUUAUCAUCUUUGGGAGAAAUAAUUCAUGAUUCAUGCUUCAUUCAUAUUGACAUUGAAGUAAAUUUUUAUAUAUUCAGACCAAAAAUGGAAAUUUCAUUGAAAGGAGUUGUCAGUAAAAUAGCACCAAGUUAUGUCGGACUUGUUGUACAUAAAGCUUUUACUGUAAUUGUUUUAAAACCAACUGGCGAUAAAAAUUGGGUGGGAAAUCAUGUUCAAAUGUGGCAACAGGUACGAGUUACAUUAACUGAUCUUCAUCUUGAAAGUGAUGUAUUACCGUAUAUUGGUGGUAUCUUCAAACCAGAUGAUUAUUUACGAGGAUGCAGAUUACUAGAAACAUGUGUUAAUACAAAUUGUAUUUUGUUCAAUGACAAUCUGGAAGGUGAUACAGAUAAAACAACAAGAAAAUAUUACAAACCACUAAAGCACAAGUUUUUUGAAAAUAAUUCUAAAACUUUUUCUGCAGAAAAUGUAUCAUCAACAAAGAAAAAGAAAAAUAAACACAAACACUUAAACAAAAGUCUUGAACAGGAAGUAGUUACAUAUUCUGAAAAGGAAAAGAAAGACAAACGAUGUAAAACAGUAAAAGAAGUUGUACAACUAGAAUCACCCAAGUAUACAAGCAAUAUUUGUACGAAUAAUAAGUUUACGAAGAAUGAGGAAUUGGUAAAAUGUAUACAUCCAAAGAGCAAGUUCAAAAGGAAAUCCAAAAGGCACAGUUCUGAAAGUUCUAUAAAUGAAGAUAUUAAGAAAAUAUGUGAAAAAUAUCGGUCAAAGAAAAAAUUUAAAAGAUUAUCUGCUACAGUAAAGGUUGACAAACUUAAUAAAAUUAAGAAUAUGGAAGAAACCAUGCUUGAAAAUAAAGUGAAAUUGAAGAAGAAUUCCAGAAAAAGAAAGCGCGUAGAUAAUAGUGGUCAUUCUAGUGAAGAGUUUAGUUCAUAUAAUUACAUAUCACCCACAGUUAAAAAGAAUUCGAAAUCUUCCAAUGACAGUAAAGAAAUAUGUGUUGACAUUAAAAUGGAAAAGUCCGAUGAUACAUAUAAAAAAAAUAAGAUAAAGAAGUCUUCUAAGAAGGAGUGGAAGAUGGACCUUGAGACUUCUGAAAGUGAUACGAAUGGAAAUUCUAAAACAGCUUCGUUAAAGGGAAAGAGUAGAAACUAUAAAAUACAGAACACAAAGAUUAAAACAGAAAGAUUGACUAUUAGUUCUGAGAAUAUGCAAGAUGAAGAUUGUAAAAAAUCUUCAACAAUAUACUGUGAUUUAGAUGAAAAUGUUGAAAAUGAUAUGAGAAAGAAGCAAACAAAGCAUUCAGAAAAUAAGAUUAAAACAGAACCAAAGUUUGAAGAAACCGUAACUAAGAUAGAAAGACCAGGCAAUGAAGAUAGAGACACUUAUUGGGAAAAUGUACAGAACUCAUUAAAAAUUGUUUUACCUCUGAAAAAACGUAAGGUAACAUUCAUUUAGGUAACAGUAUUGAGAGAAAUGAAACAGGCACAAAAAGCAAUAUGAAGCACUUUAAUAAAAUAAAAACAACAGUUAAAGGUACAAAAAGUUAUAAUAUAAAAGUAGAAGUAGUAUUUCAGACAAUAUCUAUGAAAAUAUACGUAGUUAAAAUGAUAGAGUAAAGUUGAAAUACGAAAAAGCUACAUCAGACAGUGAUUUGGAUUUCAACAAUGUUAUAAUUAAAACAUAGAAGUUUCUAGGCGAUUACUGAGGUGUAAAAAGAUUUUAUAACACUAUUGAUAUAUAUUUUUUCAUCUGAGGAAAAGUAUAGUAAGUGGAUACGUGAGUGUGUAUAUAUGCAUGGCAUACAUUAUUGUACUACAGAUUAAGCAUGAACAAGUGGCUUGACAGAUAUAUUUGGCUAACAUAAUUUUUAGUUAUAUUCCUAAUUU
Molecule: messenger RNA, 2316 nt
Organism: Megachile rotundata (alfalfa leafcutting bee)
Lineage: Eukaryota; Metazoa; Arthropoda; Insecta; Hymenoptera; Megachilidae
Biological process (GO): DNA-templated transcription initiation; transcription elongation by RNA polymerase I
Cellular component (GO): RNA polymerase I complex
Source: RefSeq, a predicted model, not a curated record